AUGGUAAUGCUAAUUAAAUUAUAGUAUAGUACCAGAUUUUUAAAGUAUUCGAGUAAAAACAUUAAUGAAUAAUAAUAAUAAUAAUAAUAAUAAUACUAGGUAAAUCAACUAAAAUCUAAGUAAAAGUAUUCGAAAUUUUACAAUACAAAUGACUUGAUAUUGUAUUUUAAGUAUUUUUAAAAGUAUUUCUUAUUAUAGAAAUGAGCUAAAUAAUAAUUUUAAAAUACUUGUAUAGUUUUUAUUCUAGAUAUUUUAUAUUUUUAUAAACAAUAAUAACUAUUAAUAAUAAAUGAAAAACACGUUUUAUUUUCAUAAAUAAAAUAUAAAUAUAUUAAUUUUAAUUUGUUAAAUAUCGGCGUUCAAAUUUUAAAAGGAAAAAUUGACCAGCGUUUAUAGAAUGGUCGGUACUAACAUGGAAGGUUUAAUUGUACAAUUAAUAAUUAUGAGAACUAUAUUAUUUAAUAUUAAUUUAAUUGUUCUUUUAAUACAAAUAAUAUUGUAACUAUUUACUUGGAAUUUUUAACUUAUAUUUGUGCACAACGAUAAAUCAUUGAUAUCGAAAUACUAUUUUGUGCUAAGUAUGGUUAAACAUAUUUCUGUAAUAUAAAAAUUUUAUUCUGAUCGGCGCGAAGAAUUUAUUGGUUUUACAAAGAUGUUUUUUUUUUGUUCUUUUUUUAUGUGAACAAUUUUUCUACCAGAAAAAUUACGCUGAUGUAUACAAUUUAGACCCUUUUCUGAAAGGACCUUUUCUUGGAGUGGUACUUUAGAAAGGUUAUUUUUCGAUUUUCUCAGGAGUUUUCCCAGCAAACGUGAAAUACCGGGAAAAACGUUGGGAAAAUGGGAAAAUCGGUACAAUAUUAAACAAAUAUUAUUAAAGAAAAUAUACAAUGCCUAUUUAAUUAUUUUACCAUAAUAUGACGUAUAUAUUGUUGACAAAGUAUUUCCAUCUACUGAACUCCACUCAGAAUCCUUUUCAGUGAGCUAUGAUUUAUUCUUGCUUACAGAUACAAAUUAAUUUCUUCUCCAUAUCCUACCUUACCAACUUCGCACCAACAACAGUGGCUGCAUCCAUCCCCAUUAACCUAGGACAGCAUUUUUACGACUAAGUACAGCUUACAAAAAAUCAAGUAUUUAAUUUGCAUGCAUUUUUUCUAUACCGAAACAAUUUAUCCACAUAAAUUCAUAAAUUGUUCAUAGACAAAAAAAAUUGAAAAUACUACUGAAGAGUGUGCUCUGUUGGUAGAAUAAAUAGUUUUAUAUAAUUUAUGUAUGUGCGUGACGAUAAUGUAGUUACGAAGUAAAAUUUUGAGUGAAGUUAGAUUAAACAUAUUUUGAAAUACCAUAAAAACCAUAGUUUGUAUAAUUUUCGUUAAAAUGAAUUACAAAUAAACAUUAAUGAAAAAAAAAAACACACACACACAUAUAUACACGUCAUAGUAAAACCAAUUCAUUUCUUUUUUUACUGAGAAUUAAUAAGUUUGGAGUUUCUCAAAAUGUAUUAAUACAUUUUAAGAAAAUUACUAAUAAAUAAUACACCCAAUGAUCGAUUACCAAUAAUUUGUAGAAUAUACUUGGUAUUCAGUACACAGUAUAUGAUACUAUCAUAAUGUAUAGUGUAAUAAGUAAUAAGAUAUUAUACUUUGUGAAGCAAUUCAAGUAUAGAACUGUAUGGAAAAAUCUAUGGGAUAUUAUAUUUUACAAAAAAAGUAUUUGAAAGUAAUUAAAAAUACUGUACUUACAAAAAUAUUUCGCUGUAUUUGUACUCGGAUACGUGUUCUUAAUAUGUAAACAAGUAAUAUCUGUAUUUUUACAGGUCUGUAAUAAAUAGUGCUUACAAGGCUAUUUAUAAAUAAAAUGUGUCUAUAUUAUAUUCCAUUUUUAUUUCUUGUUUGUUUUUAGGAGUAUUAUUCGAGUAUAGUUUCUCCAAAACAGAUAAAUCUCGAAAACAUACCGUCUGUACACACAUUGGACGACAUGACAGUUAGUAACGACGCAAAUCUUGACAAAAUAGAAUCAUGCAAAAUGUUUAAAAAAUUUCCGCAAGUUGAACCUGUUCAGAGGACAAUAAAGAAAACUUAA
Molecule: messenger RNA, 2079 nt
Organism: Cinara cedri
Lineage: Eukaryota; Metazoa; Arthropoda; Insecta; Hemiptera; Aphididae
Source: the annotation of a GenBank genome assembly